AUGGUUUAUGGUUUUCAAGAAGAGAUGCGGCUUGGUUUCCACAUUUUAGAAAAAAGAACGGAGCAUUUGAAGCAAGAGGCAGCAAACAUGAUGAAGAAGAUUGGCCUUCUUAAAGCUGCAAAACGGAAGUUCUUGGGGGAAGGGUUGGGGGCUUGUUCCAUUGAGGAACUGCAAUGGAUAGAACAACAGUUGGAGAGGAGUUUAAGUAAUGUUAGAGCCAGAAAGAUCCAGGUUUUCAAAGAACAAAUCGAGCAACUAAAAGAAAAGGAAAAAGUCCUACUUGAUGAAAAUGCCAAGCUCACUGAAAAUGGCAGGCUCUUUGAGAAGGUGAAGUUACUGCUAUUUGGAAUUAAUUUUGUGUGGCCUAUAGUUCAUUUGGAUAAUAUUUUAAAGCAGAUAGAAGCAGUGGCAAAUUAUCAAGGGGACAUUUACAUGGGCAAACCAGUGAGGAUAAAUUGUCAAAAGGCGAUUCAGAGGAUGAAAUGCUCAGCUCUGUCCUCAAGACCUUUGUCUACUAGCCCUAAUCAGUUAGACGGUGACAAAAUAACAGGAGCUACCAAUCAUAAAUCCGUGAAUUUGGAGGGAAGCCUGUUGGUUCAGCACCUGUAA
This is a messenger RNA of Glycine soja, 609 nucleotides long. RefSeq names its product MADS-box transcription factor 29-like. Gene Ontology annotation, cellular component: nucleus. Bases 1 to 609 code for a protein of 202 amino acids. Gene Ontology annotation, biological process: regulation of DNA-templated transcription. The transcript has 7 exons. Gene Ontology annotation, molecular function: DNA-binding transcription factor activity. The record is from RefSeq and is a predicted model, not a curated record. NCBI's taxonomy places the organism in Eukaryota, Viridiplantae, Streptophyta, Magnoliopsida, Fabales, Fabaceae.